AUGAUUGAAAUUGAUGAAAAAUUUAUAUGUGCGUGGGUAAAAAAUAAAAUAAGUUUUUUUAAAUAUAAUGUGAAUAAUUUAUGGAAAGAUACUUAUAAUGAUUUAUUGUUCAAAUGGAUAUGUAACACAGGUUCUAAAAUAUUAUUUAUAUAUAUGAAGGAAGAUGUUAAUGAAGAUGUGAAGUUACAAUUUUCAUUAGAUUUUCCUAGUGAUAUUAUCGAUGAAAAAGUUGAUGAAUAUAUGAUAUUUUUAAAAGUUAAUAGUAAAAAGAUAACAUAUGAAAAUAUUGAUAAUUUAGUUUUAUAUAAUAAAAUAAAAUAUAAUAUAAAAGAGAAUAUUCUCAAUUUAAUGGAUAGAGUAUUUAUACCUACUCUAGACAUGAAAUACAGUUCACCUAUAAAUAUACAAAAUGAUUUCAAUAUUACUACUAUAGAUUUUAUGACUUAUAUUACUCAACUAUUUUCUAAUAAUAAAUUUAUUUAUUAUCCUAAAGUUCCAUUACAUCAAAUUCAAGCUUUUUCAAGGGAUACAAAUUAUAUACAACUCCUUGAAAAACUCUUGGAUAAUUGGAUAAACGACAUUCAAAGAUUAUUCAAAAAUAUUUAUGAUGAAGACUUAAAAUACUUAACCCUAUGUGAAUAUAUUUGUGAUGUAGAGAAGAAACACAGUAUAUUACAAGACCUAUUAGAAGAAUUAAAUUUGGAUGUAAUAACAGGUAUAAUACAAAUAUUAGAUAAAAGUAAAUGUGCCAAUGUAAAUAAAUAUAAUGGUUUAAUAGAAGUUAUGAGAGAUAAAUGUAAUAAGUUGGAAGAAAAGCUAAAAGCAUUAAAUUUAUUGAAAGAACCUUUUAAAAAUUUAGAUAUAAAUAUAUCAGUGGAAAAUGUUUACAAUAUUUUACCAACGAUAGUAAAUAGAUUGAAAUUAAUUUUUAAGUUUUCAAAAUAUUAUAAACAUUCUGAGAAAAUAAAUGAUUUAAUAACAUUAUUAUUGAAUGAAUUUAUUAAGAAAUUACAAAAUUAUAUUGAUUUAUCAAAAUUGUAUACAAAAGAAGUCAAAGAAUUAUCAGGAACAUUAGAUGAAUGUAUAAAUUUUGUGACCUAUUGGGAAUACUUAAUAAAUAUUUCAUUCAACAUAUCUCAGGAGACAAAUGAGAAAAUAGAUAAUAUAAUACAAAACUUCAAUUUGUCCAAUAUUAACAUUUUUAAAGAAAAAUGCGUGGACCUAAAAGAAAUAUGCUAUGCUUGCGAACAAUUUUUAUUCAGCAUUAAAGAAGAACAUAUAAAAUGUUUUAGCUAUGAAUAUUAUAAUAUAAUUAAGAAAGGAUUUAAUGAUAUUGAAAGUACGUUUUACAACGAGCUAAAUCGAAUUCGUAAUUUAAAUUAUAACAUAUUAAGUAUACGAAAUAAUGAAUGGUGUAAUGAUUUUUUAAAAACUAAAGAAUUAAUAAAAGUUCUUGAAAGUAUUUUUAUAAACUUGAUAAAAAUAUCCUUUGAAAAUUGUAAUAAUAUUGAGAACACUAUAUUUCUUUUUGAUACCUUUUAUAAGGUUUCUGUUACUGAUAAUGUAAAAUCAUUUAUGAAAAAGAAAGUAAAUGAUAUAUGGUAUGAUUUUAUAGAAUAUGUUGAAUCUUAUUCUAAAUAUUUUAAUAAUUUUCUUGAUAAUCCAACUUUGCAUUUCUCUUAUCAUAUAAGAUAUGAAUAUCAUUCUUCUUGUAUUAUGGUUGCAAAAAAUAUUAGUAUAAAAUUAUAUCGUGUAUUUGAUAAAUUAAAUAAAUUAUUUUAUUUGCCUCGUUGUAAACCACAAGAAAUAGCUUAUGAAAAAUAUUAUGAUGUUCAAAAUUCUCUUAAUAUAUAUAUAAAGCAAAUAAAUAAUAUAUGGAUAAAUGAAGUGAAAACUAUAGCUUCUAAAAAAAAUAAUUCUCUUGUUAAUACAUUAUUAGAUAAUUCUAUUUUGGUAAAAAUAAAAGAUAAAUAUAUUGAAAGUACAUAUAAUAUAGAAAUACAGAAAGUCCUUUCUGAAGUGAAUUUUUGGUUAAAGAUAAAAGACGAGAAAAUUUUUUUACCCAAUAUUAUUAAUGAAAUAUCUUUUCAUGAAGAAAGAUUAAAAGUUAGUAAAGAAUAUGUAAAUAGACUUGUCAGAAAUUAUAAUAAUAUUUGUAUUAUGUUAAAUAAUGAUCAAUAUAAAAUAUUUGAAUAUAUUUUGAGAAAUAUUUUUAAUAAUAUAGAAAAUACAUUAUUUAAAUAUAAUUGGAAUAAAGAUAAUAUAAAAUUAAAUAUAAUUUUUAAUUUUCUUAAUGAAUGUUUACAUAUAAAAAAAAUAAUUUCUGAUUUUAAAAAAAAUGAUGAUCAAAUUAAAGAUAUACUUAACGAAAUGGAAAAAAUAUCUAUAAUUGUUAUAGAUGAUAAAAGAACAUAUACCUUAGAAGAAUUUGAAGAAGAACAAAAUAUAAAUAUUGAAGGUAUCCGAAGUAUUUUAAGAGAUAAACAUACAAGAAUUAUUAAAAUAUUAAAAGACAUAUUAGUAUAUGUAGAAAACAUAUCCAAAAAAGGUUUAAAUGCAUUUAAAAGUUAUAUUAUUAAUAUUGAAAAAAUAUUCCAAGAAAAAUAUUUUAUUUCAGUUAAAGUAUCUUUAUAUAACUAUUAUAAAUUAUUAACUGAUAAAAUUAGUAAUGAUGAAGUGAAAAAUUAUCCUCUAUUUAAAAUAUAUGUAAAAUUAAAUAAAAAUAAAGAUCUUCUAUAUGAUUUCUCACAUCAAUCAGCUAAAAAUUUAACGGAUGAAAUUUAUAAAAAAGCAUCUGAUAUAUUUUUUAAUUUCCCUAAAUUUAGUUUUGUUAUAUUCAAAAAUAGACAAAAACAAGUGAAGAAAAAAUUAGCAUUUGUAUUUAACACCAAUAAUUCAAAUGAUAAAGAAGCGUUAAAUGAUUCACAUGAUAAUCAAUUAAAAAAAAAUGAUAAUAAUAAUCAAUGUACAAAAUUGCUUAAUCAAAUAAACAGCAUAUAUAUCAAUUUUAUGGAAAAAUUAAAAGAAAAAAUAAAGUGGUUAAAACAUUACAAUUUGAAGCUUUUAAGUUUAAGCGAAAAUGAAUUGUUGAAAAAUUUACAUUCAUCUGAGGAUCCUAUGAAAUAUGUCUAUAACCAAAUUAAUGUUUUUAAAAAUUUGGAGGAAAACAUUAAGCAAGACAUCGACAAGGAAAUAAUUUUAUUCAUUGAAAUAAAUUUGAGUACACUGAAAGAAGAACUUCUAGCCGAUUUCAGCAAAUAUAAAAAACUAUUCCUUGAUUACAUUAGUGAUAAAUGUAAAAACAAGUUGGAGGACAUAUAUAAUUUCUUCAAAGAGAAUAGCACUAAUUUGCUAAAAGCUCCAACAGAUAUUAUAGAAUUAAAAGAACAUAACAAUUUGUUAGAUUAUUGUAAUAGUAAUUAUUUAAGAUAUAAAAAAGAACUGGAAAAAUUAGAAGAAGAUUAUGUAAAAUUAAUCGAACUUAAAGGAGUAUUAAAUGAAGAUGAGAUAAUGAAAUUAAAAACUUCUUCAAUUAUAUCAAAUAAGUUCAUAUCAUUAAUGGAUGAAAGUAAAAGUAUGUAUUUAGAUACAAAAGAAAAGAUGAAAAAUGAAAUAAAAAAUUCUUAUAACGAAUUUAAUAAAAUUUGGCAAAAGAAAAAAGCUAUAUUUUAUAAAGAAAUACCAAUAUAUAUUAAUAAUAAUCCAAAUAAUGUAUUAGAAAAAAUCAUAUAUUAUGAAGAGGAAUUAAUAAAUAUUAAAAAUCUUCAAAGUGGAUUAAAGAAUAAAAUUAAUCUAUUUAAUAUUGAUGAUGUAUGUGAUGAACAAAUAUGUGAAAUGGAAAUAGAUUUGAAACAUUUAAAAUAUAUAUGGUUAAUGAUAAAAUAUUGGUAUAGUACAUAUGAUUUUAUUAAAAAUGUUAAUAUUUUUUAUUUGUAUGAUAUAUUGAACGAAUUAAUUAUCAUGAUUAAUGAAUAUAAAAAAUAUCAUCUAUAUGAAAUAUUAUCAUUUCUAGAAGAAAAUAAGUUAAUCAAUUGUCUGAGCGAAUCAAAUUAUGAGAUAGAAGGGAAUAUAAAUUAUGAUAAAAAAGAAUAUUAUGAUGUUAGAAAUAAUACGGUUAAUGGAAUUGAAAAUAAAGAUAAUGACAAAAUUGACAAUUGUGUUAAAGAAGUAUAUGAUACCGAAAUAGUAGACAAAAAUUUAAAUAUUAAAACAUUCUUAAAUCAAUUAAAAAUCCAUUUUUUAGAUAUAUUUGAAAAUUUUUUAAUAACAAUUAAAAUGAGAAAUAAUUGGGAUAUAUAUAAAGAAUUGAAAAAUAAUGUUGGAAAAUUAAAAUUUUCUUUAAUUCUAGUCGAAAUAUUAACAAAUGAAUGUAUAAAAUAUAGACACUUUAAAGAAAUUCAAUUAAAAACAAAUAUUGAAUGGAAUCUUAAAAAUAUAACAUUAAAUGAUAUUAUAGAACAUAAAUUAUAUAAAGAAAUAAAAUUUAUUACACUUUUGUAUAAUAAUGCAGAAAAGGAAUUAAUUAUAGAGAACAACCUUAAAAAAAUUAUUAAUAAAUAUGAAAAUAUGAGAAUUAAAGUAAAACAUUAUAAGUGGUCUAUUUUAAUUGAUGAUACAGAAAAUAUAUUUAAUAAUAUUAAUGAAGAUUUGUUCUUAUUGAAUAAUAUAAAAAUUUAUAAUUUUGAUAUCAACUUUUUAAAAAAAACAGAAAAGUGGGAAAAUAUAUUAGGUAAUCUAUAUGACAACUUAGAAAUUAUUUGUUUUAUACAAAAUAAAAAUGAAUAUUUAAAAUCGAUAUUAUCAUCAUCUAAUGAAAUGAAACCACAUUUAAAUAAUGUAUAUGAACAAUAUAAUAUAUGUAAUCAGAUAUUUAUGAGGAUUGUUAAAAGUUUUGAAAAUUCAUAUAUACUAGAAAAAAUUAAUAAUAAUAAUUAUGUAAGAGAUUUCUUGCAUAUUCAAAAACAACUGAAUUAUAUAGAAAAAUCAUUAGAUACAUAUUUAGAUCAAAAGAAACGAUCUUUUCCUCGUUUCUAUUUCUUAUCUAAUAAAGAAAUUUUAGAAAUUUUAGGAAUGUACAAAAAUCCUUUUUUGCUAAAAAAUAAAAUACAAAACAUGUUUUCUGCAGUAUGUUCUAUAGAAUUUGUACUAUCUGAAAAAAGAACUACACCUUUUCAAAAAAAUAAUUCCAUAGUAACAAAUAUGAUGAAUGAACAUAAUAAGGGUAGUAUAAGUCUGGCAACUCGAAAAAAUUACCAAAAAAAUUUACCCCCCCAUAAUAAUAAUAAUAAUAAUAAUAAUAAUAAUAAUAAUAAUUGUAAUGUUUAUAGUAAUAUUUAUAAUAAUAAUAAUACUUAUUAUAGUGAGAAUAAAGAUAGGAAUAAUUACAAUGAUAAGAAAAAUUAUAUGACAAAUAUAUCUCAAAAUAACAUGAAUAUGGAUUAUGUUAAUUAUUCAUCCCAUUUUGAUAUAUACAUUUUGUCACAACAUAAAGAACGUAUAAAAUUACAUAAAAAAAUGUUAUUAAAUUAUGAAUCAUCUACAAUUAUAUUAAAAAAAAUAGAAGAGAACAUUUAUGAAACUUUAAAAGAAGAAUUAGUAAAUGUGCAGUUAGAACUAAAAGAAAAAAAUUUGAAAAAUUGGAUAUUGAAUAACCCACAACAACUCGUUUUAGCUAGUAAAUGUAUAAAUUUUACAAAUGAUUAUGAAUAUUUUUUAAUUCAAAUAAAUAAAGGAUCUCAUAUAUUUGUUAAUCAAAUGAAGAAGGAAAAUCAUAAAGAAUUAUUAUUUUUAACAGAAUUAAUAAAAACUAUAAAAGAUAAAAAGAAUUAUAUAAAAAUUAGUGCUUUGAUUAUAUUAGAAAGUUAUUAUAAAGAUGUUGCUGAAAAAUUAAUAAAAAAUAAAAUCGAAUGUAAUGACAACUUUUUAUGGAUGUGUCAAAUAAAGUAUAUACUAACUGAAGACGAAAUUAAAGAGAAUUCUAAUUUUGUACAAAUUAUGUCUUUUAAUGAAGAUAAAAUAGACAAAAAUGAUAAAUCAAUUGAAAGUACUACAAAAGAAUCAUUAUAUAGAAAAGGUGGAAGUAAAAAUGAAAUCGAUAAUGAUGUAACAAAUAUGAGAACCACAAAUCAAUUUAGUAAUAUUCAUACUAAUUUAAAUGAGAAAAAAAAUAUUGCUAAUAAUUUUAUUAAGAAUAAAAAGAAAAAUAUAUUAAAUAAUGAUAUAAAUGGAAGAAUGCAAAACGAGAAUAUAAAAAAAAACAAACAAGAUAAUAUGGUUAAGGAAGAAGUAGAUGAUAAUAAUUAUAGCAUACAUGAAAAGAAUAAAAAAAAAUGUGUUGAGGUAAAAAUACAAUUAAAUAAUAAAAUACCAAAUAAAAGUGAGAUUCCUUCUAAUAAAGAAAUACAUAAUAUUAAAAAUAAUAGUUAUGUUGAUUGUUCUAAUGUUGAUGAGAAAGAUGACAAAUUAUUCAAUGACGAGAAAGCAAAAAAAAUGCCAAAUGAUUUUUCUGGUAAAGACAAUAAUAUUGAAAGGGAUCAAUCUGAUUAUCCUUUAACAGAAGGAAAAAAUGAUGAAAAUAAACAAAAUAAUUUAUAUAAUAUGGAUGAAAAUUUAAAUGAAGAUAUAAACAUUAAUAAUAAUGAAUAUGAUAAUAUAAAUUGUAUAAAAAAUAUAAAUAACGUUUAUAAAGAAAAGGAAGAAAAUAAUAACAUUAUUCCCAAAACAGAGAUAAUGAUUAAUAAAGAAAAAAUGGUAACAAAUAAUAUAUUAUUAAAAAAAUCAAAAAAGAAGAAAACAAAAAAUACAAUUACAACUAAUUUAAAUGAUAAGAACAUAGAUAAUUUAAUUUCUAAAGAUACUAACAAAGCAGAAUAUUCUAAUGAUCCUGAUAUGCUUAAUAAAAAUAAUAAACAACUGAAAUAUUUAAAGACAAUUAAUUUAAUGCUGAACAAAUCUAUGACAUUAUACUUAAAUUAUUUUAAUAAUAAGAGAAAAUAUUCAUAUGAGUAUCAAGGAAAUACAACAAGAUUAGUUAUUACGCCAUUAACUGAAAAAUGUUUUUAUUCAUGUUUAAUAUCUUUAGAUAAUUUUUAUGUGAAUGCUAUACAAGGAGAUACAGGAGUCGGAAAAAGUGAGACAAUAAAAGAUUUUUCAAAAUUAUUUGGUAGUAACAUUAUAUCAAUUAAUUGUAAUAAUAAUAAUACGGCAAAGUAUAUAGGAAAUAUAUUAUCUGGGAUAUUACAAUCUGGAUUUUGGUGUUGUUUCGAUGAAUUUAGUAGAAUAGAUGAAGGGGUCAUUGUUAUAAUUGUAGAACAGUUUAGAUGUAUAAAACAUAUUUUACAAAGUUUAGAAUUUAAUAAAUCAAGUCGACAACAAGGAUAUCUUAAUUAUGAAUAUAUAUCGUCUUAUCAGAAGGGAUGCAACUGGAAAGUAAGUACAGAUGUUGAUGGUGAUAAUGUUGAGAGUAAUAGUUCGUGUGAAACGUUCUGCAACGAAUACGAUCCUGAUAAUAAUAAUGAAAAUAAUAAUAAUGAAAAUAAUGAUGAUGAAAAUAAUGAUUUGCUUUUCUUUUUAGAUAGUUAUGGAAAUAAAAAAAUAAGGAAUACGAAAAAAAUUUAUACAAACCAAUUCAAUAAAAUGACAAAUGAAAAUUAUGUUGAUGAUUUUCAUAUUAUGAAUAAACAUAAUGAUGUAAUCAAAUCAAAAGAAUAUUCUUCAAAAUCAAGUAAUAAUAUGAAUGCAUUCGAUCAUUUUUCAAAUAAUAACAAAAAAAAUAAUAACAUUUUGGUAAAAAAUAAUACAAUUAAUAAUUAUAAUAAUAAUAAUAAGUUAGAUAGUAAUAAUAAUGCUUAUUUUGAAGGUCAAUAUAUAAAUGUAAAAAAUAGUUGCUCCAUAUUUUUAACCCUUUGUAAAAAUAACAAUAAAGGUGUAUAUUCGUUGGAAAAUUAUAAUAAUGUUAUUCAAGUGUUUUGUUUUAAACCUCCAAAUUUUUAUUUAAUUUGUCAAUUUUCUUUAACUUCUAUUGGUUUUAAGAAUUCAAAAAAAUUAUCUAAAAAAAUUAAUACAUGUUAUAGUUUGUUAUAUGAAUUUCUUUCAAAAGACAAACAAUAUAUAAUUGAUUUAAGAGAAAUAAAGAAAUUUUUAAACUUGGUCUCAGAAGAUUUUAUAAAAAAUAAUAAAACCAAAUGCGAAGAAGAAAUAAUAUAUGAUGCUUUGAUUGAAGUUAAUGAAUCGAAAUUAUUAAAAGAUGAUUUAUAUAUAUUUAAUAAUUUUUUAAAAGAACUUUUUCCAUUUAUAAAAAUUAAAAAUGAAAAAAAUAAAUACAAUGAUUCUUCAAUUAAAAUUAUAGAAGAAAUAAUGAAAAAUAUGGGAUAUACAAGAAAUGAAUUUUAUAUAAAUAAAAUAUUGAAUCUUUAUAAAAUAAAAAAAACAAAUAAAGCAAUAAUUCUUGUAGGGAAGUCAUGUAGUGGAAAAACUAGUAUUAUAAAUAUAUUUAAACAUUAUUGUGAAAUAAUUAAAAAUAAUAAUAUGAAAGAUAAAAAUGAUUUAGGACAAAUAAUAUAUGAUAUCGAUUUGGAAUAUAAAAAUAAAUCUAAUUUAUCUAAUGAAUAUGAUUAUGAUAAUGAUAAUGAAAAUAACAAAUUAUAUAUAAAUAAUGAUGAAACUAUAUAUUCUAAUCAAAUAAAUAUAUCAGACUUUUCACAAUCAACAACAACACCAAAUAAUAAUAUUAAUAUUAAUAUUAAUAAUAAAGAUACAUAUGAAAGUUAUAAUUUAUUGUGUCCAUAUAAUUUAUUUUAUAAUAAAUUUAAAAAUCAAGGUAAUACUAACAAUAUUACAAAUAAUAUGAACACAAAGAAAUCGAGUAAAUUAAGUAGUACCUAUUCUAUGCAAAAUAAAAAUUCUGAUGGUACAUUACUUGAUAUGUCUUAUAAAUAUAAAAAAAGCACAGAAAUGAAUGAUUCGACAAUUGAUAUUACAGUAUUUAAUCCUAUGUCUACUGAUGUUGAGAAAUUAUAUGGAUUCUAUAAUUUCGAAAAAGAAUUAUAUGAAGAUGGCAUAUUAGCCUUAAUAUUAAAAAAAAUGUUUGAAAACAUCAAUGAAAAUGAAAAAUGGUUAAUUUUAGACGGUCCUUUAGAUAUUAUGACUACAGAACCGUUGCAUUCAUUAUUAGAUGAAAAUAAUAUUUUGACAUUAAUUAAUGGAAACCGAAUAAAAUUUUCUCCGAAUGUGUUUAUAUUUUUUGAAGUUGAAAAUUUAAAAAAUUGUACACCAUCAUUUAUUAGUAGAUCUAGAAUUGUUUAUGUGAAUGAAGAUGAAUUUAAUUAUGAAUGGUUAAUUGAUAGUUAUUUAAAAAGUAAUAAAUCUAACAUUGAGGAAAAAAAUUUAAUACAAGGAUUAUUUAAUAAAUAUAUAAAAAAAGUAAUGAAUGCUAAAAAGAAUAAGUAUAAUUUAAUAAUAGAUAUCAGUGAUGCUAAUAUUAUAAUAUCCAUAUGUCAAUUAUAUGAUAUGUUAUGUAAUUUAUAUGAUAAAAAUUUCCCAAAAAAUUUAAAUCCAUCAUUAUGUUUAGAAAAAUUAUUUCUUCAAUCUAUCAUAUAUAUUUUUUCUAAUAUUCUAUGUCCUAAGAGUAAAGAAUUAUUUGAUAAAUUAAUCAAAAGUAUUGAUAACACCUUCCCAUAUUUACAUACCGUUUUUGAUUAUAUAAUAAGUAAGAAUAAUUUUAAUUGGGUAUUAUGGGAUGAAUUAAUUACAACAAAUCAUAAUUUUCUACCAAAUAUUAAAGAAAAGUUUUUCUUUUCUUAUGAUAAUUAUAAUAUUGGUAAAAAUGAUAGUAAUAGUUUUAAAUAUAUGAAUGUUAAUCAAUUAGGAGAAACAGUAAAUCAAGAAACCGAUUUUAAUAAAUUUUUUCUUAGUAGUAAUUUACAUUUCAGUAAAAAUUUUAAUAAAUAUACAAUUAAUUAUAACAAUUUAUUUAGUGAUAAUAAUAAUGUUAAUAAUAAUGAAAAUACUUUAAAUAUUUAUCAGACAUAUCAUCAAAGUUUUAUGUCUUCUAAUAUGAAUAAUAUGAAUGAUAUGAAUAUGUUAGACAAUUAUCAUAUGUUUAGUAAUUAUUCAGAAGACAAUAUACAUUCUAAUAAUAAUUAUCAUUUUGAUUCUUCCAUGUUUAAUAAUAAUAGUAAAAAUUUAUCUAAUCCAUAUUUUUCUGGUAACACCUUUUCACAUAACGAAUUUUCAGACAAUACAUUUUCUUAUAGAUAUAUUAUGAAUAAAACAAAAAACAAAUAUGGGAAUAUACAUCAUAAUGAUAAUUAUAUGAAAAGUAGUGAUAAUUAUGUAAAUUAUGAUGAUAAUAUAAAAUAUAUUGAUAACAAUAAUAAUAAAAAUAAUAAUAAUAUUGAUAACAAUAAUGAUCACAAUAAUGAUAAUAAUAAUAAUAAUAAUAAUAAUAAUAAUAUUCAUGAUGAUCAUUUUAAUAUUGUCAAUGAUAAUUAUAUAGAAAGUUAUAAUAACCUUUCUAUGAAAGAUAAUAUAUAUAGUAAAAAGGAUGAAUAUAACGAAAAUUAUAUUGAAAAAUCCAAAGAAAAAUAUUUCCAUCAAAAAUUUAAGGACAAUAUUUUUAUUGAAAAUGUAGAAUCAUUACGUAAAAAAAAUAUGAUUAGCAUUCUGAUGUAUAAUAAAAAAAAUAUCUUACUAAUAGGAAAUAAAUAUAGUGGGAAAACGUUUUUUAUGAAAUAUAAUAUAUUACCAUAUAUUAAGGAAGAUAUAUCAAGUUAUUAUACCUUUAUUUCAAAAUUAUAUAAUUCUAGUAAACUAGAGAAAAUAAUAGAAAUGAAUGUAGAAAAAAAAUGCAGAAAUGUUUAUAAACCAAUUGGGAAUAAAAAAUGUUUAUAUGUUAUUUUAGAUGAUUUAAAUAAUAUUCAAAAAAGUAAUAAUUCCUACAUUGAAGAUUAUAAUAAUAAUAUGAUACAGAAUAAUUUAUUAUUUAAUUUCAAUAUCAACAAUCAGAAUGAUAUAUCUACAAACAUAUUUGAUAAUAAUAAUUAUAAAAAUAAUAAAAUGAGAUACCUCAAUAAUUGUAGUGUUCUAGAAUUUAUCAACCAAUUUAUAGAUUAUAAUAUAUAUUAUAAUAAAGAUAGUGACUCAGUAAAGAAUGUAGAGAAUUUGGUUUUCUUUUUAAUAUAUGGAAAUAAUAAAAAAUAUACAUCUACCUUUAAUAGAAAGAUAAUAAAUAGGAUGUAUAUAAUACAUUUAAACGAAAUGGAUGAAACCAAUAUAAAGAAUACUUUCCAUGCUUUCUUAAGACAUAAAUUUACUAACUUUCAUGAGGUUAUUAAGAAUUUAUCAGAACCUUUGUCUGCAUCAACUGUUAGAUUCGUUUUUGAAUCGGCAAAAAAUUUUAAACCAAAUUUAAAUUGUUAUCAUUAUUUCUUUCAUUUAAAACAUAUUUUUAAAAUAAUAAAAGGAAUAUUUUUAUCAGAAGCUCCUAUUUAUGAAGAAAAAGAAAGUGUGUUACGCUUGUGGGUAAAUGAAUGUUGUCGAUCUUUAGGAGAUCAAUUAAUUUUACAAACGGAAAGAAAAAGAUUCAAAACUAUUUUAAAAAAUAUUUUACGUAAAAAGUUUUAUAUUAUGUACAAUUAUUUAUUUCCUAAAAGGAAAACAUUUUAUUUUUGUUCCUAUAAUUUUCAUGACACUAAGAAUGAAAAACCAUAUUUUUUCUAUCAACCCAUAUCCAAUGAAAAUAUAUUAAUAGAAUUUUUCAAGAACGUUAUAUCUUCUAUUAACACAUUUGUUGUUUGUAAUUACGAUCAGAAAAAAAAGGAAUAUUUUAGAAACGAAAAUGUAGAUGCAAAUAUAAAUAUGAAUAAUGAGAAAAAAGAAAGAAAUCUUCAUUUAAAUGAAAAAGAGGAAAUGAUAAAAGAUAAUGAAAAUAAUAGUACAUACAAAAUUUUUAACACGUUAGUAGAUUCGAAAGCUAUAAAAAUAAAUCAAGAAGACGAAAUUAUCUAUACUAAUAUAAAUCGUGCAGAUAAUAUAAAAGAAAUGAUGAAUGUAUCUUUAGAAAAAGGUCAAAUUAAAAUAUCUAAAGAAAUAGAAAAGUUAGUAAACAAGAAUGAUAAUGAUUUUAAUAAUAUGAAUAACCCAAUAAAUUUUAUUUUAUUUAAAGAUGUCAUGUUAAAUAUAUGUAAAUUUUCUAGAAUUUUUCUUUUCGAAAAUGAGCAUUUUAUAUCUAUUGGAGAUAGUAGUCAAGGAAAGUUUACCUGUUGUUUAAUAGCAUGUUAUAUAUAUCAAAUAAAAAUUGAUAUUAUUAAAAAUUUUUAUUAUAACAAAAUGAAUAUGGAUAAUAUGGAUAGUACAAAUAAUAUGGAUAAUACGAAUAAUAUGGAUAAUACGAAUAUUAUGGAUAAUACGAAUAAUAUGGAUAAUACGAAUAAUAUGAAUAAUAUUAAUAAGAUAGAAGAUAAAUAUAAUAAUAAUAAUAAUGCACAUUUUAAUAUUAAGAAGGAAGACAUGAAUUUUGUGAUUGAAACCAAUAAUGAUAAAAAGGAUAAAGAAAUUAUAUAUAAAGCUGUCGACGAGGAAGAACAUAAAGAAAUAAUGGAAAUAAAAGGUAUAUAUAAACAAGAUGAAGAUAAUAAAGAUGAGACAAAUGAUAUACAAAAUGAUAAAAAUCAUAGGAAUAAUCUUGAGACAUUUUCUAACAGGUCAGAGAAUGAAAAUUUUUUAAAAGAGGAUAAGAACAUUAACCAUAUUGAUUACAUACAAAAUGGUAACAUGAAAUGUAACAAAGGAAUUAAUGAUAAAGAGGAACAGACGAAUAAAUUAAAUACCAAUUUGUUAAAUAAUAAGAAUCUUUCUGUUAUAGAAAAAUUAAAAUGUAAUUAUUUUAUAAAAAAAUUCAAAGAAGCAAUAUUUAAUUGUUAUAAGAAUGAGAAACGAUGUGUAUUGUAUUAUUUAGAUGAUAAAAUGAAUUAUGACAUUUUAGAAUUUCUACAUAUAUUAUAUAAUAAUGAUAAUUUAAUAAAUAUAUUUAAUAGUGAAGAAAUAGCUUUUUUAAAAAAUAUACUUUUGCAAAAAGACAUAAAUCUUAAAGGCUUUGAUACAUUAGAUGAAAUAAUUGAAGAAUUAAUUAGACGAAAUUAUCAUUAUAUAUUAUUUACAUCAUUAAAGAGUAAAAUGUUUAAAAAACUAGCCUAUGAAUAUAAUUCUAUAUUAAAAAAUUCUACUGUUAAUUAUUUUUUUCCUUGGAAAAAUAGUUCAUAUAAUAUAAUAGCACAUGAAACACUGAAAAUGAAUAAUCUGAAUAUUAACAUUUUUAGUAAUUUACAUAAUGCUGCUUUAAAAAUGUUUCAAACGAUAUUUAUUAAUGUAGAUGAAACAUUAGAUCAUCAUGAAAUGAGACAAGGAAAUCAUUUCUUUUUAAAUGAAUUUAUUAGUCAUAUGGAUAAUAAUAAUUAUCAUUAUAAAAAUGUAAAUGAAAAAGAAACAGGUAAUACGAAACCAGGAAAUGAAAGUAAAAUAUUCGGUACCAAUGUAAGUUUAACCACAUCUAAAAAUGUAAUGGGACAAGAAGACAAGCAAAUUGCUCAAAUAAAUAAUAGUUUACAGAUGAAUACAAAAGAAAGCUAUAAAAUGAGUUCUGAUAUUAAUCGAAGUACUGUACAAAAUAAAGGAUCAGGUAAUAAUGAUGAAGUUGAUGAAAAUAACCCUACAAAUGAUGACAGGAAUGAAGAUGAUGAAGGAGAAAACAAUAUUAAGUAUAUAAAAAACUCUAAAAUAGUUGAAGAUAAAUUGAAUAUACAAAAAUAUAUUAAUUUUAAACAUUUUUAUAAUUUCCUUAUAUUUUUUGAACAUUUAUAUAAAAAGAAAUCAGAAGAAACCAAUAAACAAGAGAAAAAAAUUAGUAUAGCUUUAAAUAAAUUAGCUGAUGCAAGAAAUGAAAUACAAAAUAUGCAAAUCCAGUUAAGUCUUCAGAAAGAAAAUAUAUCAAAGAAGCAAAUAGAAUGUGCUAGACUAUUAAAAGAAAUUGAAGAAAAGAAAAAAGAAUCUAAUGAAAAGAAAAAGAAAAUACAAGAAGAUAGUAUUAGAAUAGCUAGUGUAGAAGCUGAAACACAAAAAUUAGCAGAAGAUGCAAGAAAAGAUUUACAAAAUGCAAUACCUGAAUUAGAGGUAGCUACACAAUCAUUAGAACAAUUAGAUAAAAAAAGUAUUUCAGAGGUUAAAGCAUAUACAAAACCUCCUGAUGUAGUUAUGCAAACCUUAUCUAUUGUUAUGAUAAUAUUAAAUAAGACACCAAGUUGGGAACAAGCUAAAAUUGAAUUAGGAGAUGCUAACUUUUUAUAUAAAUUAAAAACAUUUGAUAAGGAUACUAUAUCAGAUAAAACCUUGAAAAAAAUUGAAAAAUUUACGAAAAAUCCGAUAUAUUCUCCUAAAGCUGUAAAAAAGGUUUCUUCGGCUACUGGUACUUUAUGUAUGUGGGUUCAUGCAUUAAAAAUGUAUGCAGAAGUUUAUAGGGAAGUAGCACCAAAAAGGUUAAGAUUAAAAUUAGCUGAAGAAUUAUUAAGUAAAAAUAGGAAAGAACUUGAAUUAGCCAUGGAUCAACUUCAUGAAAUAGAAAAAACAUUAUUACAUUUACAAGAACAACAUAAUGAAAGUACUAAAAAAAGUGAUGAACUAAGUAAGUCAUAUGAAGAAUCUUGUUUAAAAAUUGAAAAUGUAGAAAAGUUUUUUGUUAAUCUUAUAGAUGAAAAGAAUCGUUGGGAAAAAUAUGUAAAUAAUAAUGAACGUAUAAAAAAAUGUAUUUAUGGAGAAUCUAUUUUAUCCUCUUUCUUUUUAGUUUAUACUGGCUUAUUAAAUUAUGAAGAUAGGAAAUAUUUAAUAUAUGAUACAUGUACAAAAUUAUUAAUAAAAAAUCACAUAUCAGUUAAUACAAAUUUUAAUGUAGUUGAUUAUUUUAUAGACCCAAUACAAUCAUUAGAAUUUAAUACUAAUUUUAUAUCUAAUGAUAAUUAUAUGAAGGAGAAUUGUAUUCUCAUAUAUAAUAAUUUUAUUGCUACAUUGAUAAUAGAUCCACAUUAUCAGGCAGUCAAUUGGAUAAGGAAAAGUUAUAAAAAUAUUGAAAAUAGCAUAUUAGUAAUAUCUGAUGUUCAUGCAUCCGAUAUAUUUUUUAAAAUUAUUUAUUGUAUGGAUAAAGGUCUUAGUUUAUUAAUAAAUCAUAUUAACGAAGAUUUGGAAGACAUAUUACUUUUAACUAUUAAAAAAUAUAACAAAUUUCUUUUUGACAAAGAAAAUAGGUUACCAGUAGCAGAUUCAAAGGAUGAUUCUAUAAGAUCAAAUAAUGAAUUAAUAAAUGAAUAUAUCAAAAAGAAGAACAUUUUGUAUUCGCAACAUGGUGAUAAUAUUAUAUCUUAUGAAGAGAAAAAGUAUUUUAUAAAACUACAAUUAUUAAAUGAUAUACAAAUACAUGAAAAUUUUAAAUUAUUUCUAGUGUCUAAUAAAAAUUGCUUUCAUCUGGAUCCAGUAUUUUAUACAUUGACUACUGUUAUUGUAUUUAACUUAAAUAAGGAGGCACUAGACAACAUUAUGUUAAAUGUUAUUAUAAAGAAUGAGGAAAAGAAUUUGGAAGAAGAAAAUAAAGAAUCCGUUCUUCGUUUAGUUCGUAUUAAAAAAGAAAUAAUGAAUUUAGAAAAUAAUAUAUUAGAAAAUGUAACUAAGAGUCAAAAAAAAAUUACAGAAGAUGAUGAAUUAAUUAAUAUUCUUUUAAAAUCUAAAGCAGAUAUAGAUGAAAAGAAUAGAUGCUUAGAAGAGAUUAACGACACACUUAAUAGAACUAAUAUGAAUAGAAACAUUUUUAAAGCUUUAGCUAAAAAGAUUUCUAUAUUAUUUACAGUAUUAAGUGAUUUAAAAUAUAUUAAUAGUUAUUACCAAUUUUGUUUGGAACAUUUUAUUAAUUUUUUCACAUAUAGCAUAACUAUAUAUAAGUCAAAUAAUAAAACAUUAUCAUCAUCCUCUUCAGAGAGACAAGAAAAUUUAUUUAACUAUUUUUUUUACGAAUUUAUAAAAUAUACUAAGAUUUCUUUAUCAAGCAAGCAUCAUUUAUUUUUCACAUUUUAUUCGCUAUGCAAAAUUAUGGUUUUUGAAGAUAAAAUAUCUAAGGAGGACUAUAAUUUUUUUAUGUUUGGAAAGCACACAGAUACUGAAAAAAUGAAGGAAAUGAAAAGGAGGAUAAAAAUGGAAGAAGAAAUAAAAAAGGAAACAAGCAUGGAACUAUCCGAUGAUAAGGAAGGAAAAAAGAAAUAUCCCAAUAAAAAGAAGAUCAAAAAAUUAAAAACAAGAAUAAAAUCGAAUGCUGAUAAAAAUAGUGAAAAUAAAGACAUAUCUAAGGUUUCAAGUUCUGCUAAAAGUGUUAUUAAUAAGGAAAGUGCCAAUCGAAAGUUCAAUGGGGAGGAGGUAAAAGGAGAAAAGAAAGAUGAAGAAGAAGAAGAUGAAGAAGUAGAAGAUGAAGAAGAAGAUGAUGAAGGAGAAGAUGAUGAAGAAGAAGAAGAGGAUGAAGAAGAGGAAGAUGAAGAAGAAGAAGAAGGAGAAGAAGAUGAAGAUGAGGAAAAUGAAGAAAAUGAUGACUAUAGAGAAGAUGAAAAUGAGGAAGAUUACCGUUUUGAUGUAAAUAAUGAUGAUAUGCAUAGUAGUAGCAAAAAUAGUAAUAAUAAUAAUAAUAAUAUCAAAAAUGAUGAUGGUCAACUACAAAAUAUUACGUUAGAAAAUAAUGAAAAAAAUAAUGAAUCUAAUAAUAAUAAAACCAAUGCAGACAUAAAGUCAGACAAGAUGAAAUCCAAUUUGGAUAUCCAAAAAAACAAAAAAAAAAAUAAAAAAAGGAAAAAUAAAAAAAAUAAAAUUAAUUUAAAAAAACAAAACAGAAGCUAUGAAAUUAAAGAAAAUACUUACGCAGAUUAUUCCGAAUUUGAUAAUAUGAAUGAUAAUGACAUAGAACAUGAAGAUAAAACUAUGGAUGUUAUAAAUCCGGGUAAUGAUUGGAUAAGUGAUAUAAAAUGGAAACAAUUAUUAGAUAUAGAAAAAUUAAAAAAUUUCGAAGGAUUUAUAAAUUCAUUCAUUAAAUCUAUUAGAGAAUGGAGAAGAUGGUAUACUUAUUUACAAGUGGAAAAUCUUGUAUUUCCAGAUGAAUGGGAAUAUAAUUUAAAUAGUUUUCAAAAAUUGAUUAUAAUAAAAAUAUUAAGACCAGAUAGAUUAAACAAAGCAAUAGAAAAUUUUAUUUUUUCUAAUAUGUCAUAUAAUGAUAUAGAUGUAGAAUACAUGAAUUUUGAAUAUAUAUUACGUCCUUGUAAAAAAAAUAUAGAACCAUUAGUUAUUAUAUACAAACCUAAUUAUGAUCCAUUUGAAUAUAUUUAUAAAUACGCUUUGGAUAAUAAUCAAAAGUUAAAAAAUAUUACUCUAACGAAUUAUAAUAUAAAUUAUAUAUAUAAUUAUUUAAGAGAGGCAAUGAAAGAAGGACAUGUUUUAUAUAUAACAAAUUUACACAAUUCUAAUGAAAAUUUAUUAAAAUUGACAAAGUUAAUUGAAGACAUAUUAAAUAGUAAUACAAAAUAUAUACUUAAUAGUUCUGAUGAUAUUAAUGUGGAGGACAAAUAUGAUAUAAACUCUAUGAAUAUAUCAAGAGUAGAAGAACAUAAACAUAAAGAAAAAGUACAUGUAAAUUUAUAUGAGGAAGAAAAUGUGUUGGAUAAAAAUGUUGAUGAUGAUAAUAAUAACAAUGAUAUAGAUAAUGAAAAUGGUAGAGAAUAUAAUGAAUUAUUUAGUACCUUACAUAAUAAUAAAAAAAUAUAUGAUAGCAUAAAAGAUGAAAAAUAUAAUACUAUGAUGAUUAAAAACUUUUUGAAAAAGAGAAAUAAAUUGAUUAGUGUUCAUCCAAAAUUUCGUUUAUUCUUGUCAACAUUACCUGGUAAAGAAAUACCUAUAUCUUUAUUACAAAAAAGUAUUAUUGUUAUUUUGGAAGAACCACAUAAUAUAAAAAAGAGUAUAUCUAUAUUAUUUAAAGAACAUUGGGCAUUAGAAGAAAACAAGAAUGUUCAAUCAAAUAAAUAUAGAAAAUUACUUUUAAGUUUAUUUUGGUUUCAUUCUAUUUUAAAUAAUAGAAAAAAAUUUGAUAAUUUAGGAUGGAAUAAUGAAGAAUAUUUUUUCAGUAAUAAAGAUGUCAUCCUAAGUAAAUAUAUAACUAAAAUAUUUUUUAAUAAGAGUGUAAAAGAAAUACAUUGGCCAUAUUAUUAUUUCUAUAUUUGUGAUAUUAUAUAUGGUUCAAAAAUGGAUGAUUAUUUUGAUAAGCAAUUAUUAAAUAUAUAUGCCAAAGUAUUUUUUAAUAAUAAUAUAUUUAAAGGAAAAUAUAUAUUCUCUAGUUCAACAAAUUAUUGUUUACCAAUAGAUGUAAAUAAUGAAAAGUUAUUAAAUAAUUAUUUAAAAGAAAUUCCUUAUAAUGAUAAUGUAGAAUUAUUUGGACAGAAACCAUAUGCAGAAAUGUCAUAUAAUACAGGUGCAUCAGAAGAAAUUAUAUCAUUACUUUUUUCUGUUAACUCCUUGAGUUUGAAUCAGUAUCAUUUCCAUAACAAAAAUAAUAUAAAUAUAAAUGAAAAACUUGUAUACUAUUUUACAAAAAAGUUACUACUUAAUAUGCCUCGUGAAAUAUACGUGGAUGAAUUAAUGAAAAAACAAUAUAAUCCUGAACAAUAUAUAUAUGCAAAUCUAUUAUUUAAGGAAGUGAAUAAACAUAAUAUUAUUUUGAAAAAAAUAAGAACUUCUCUUAAUAAAGUACAAUAUGCUCUAAAAGGAGAAAUUACAAUAAAUAAAAAAAUAUACGACAUGUUAAAAUGCCUAAGUGUGGGUGUGGUACCUCAAACGUGGAAAAAACUUUACGCCUCAAAGAAAAAAAUCCUUUAUUUUUUCGAAGAUUUAAAAGAAAGAAUUAAUCAAUUAAAUCAAUGGAGUAUAAAUGGACAUUUACAAAUUUAUUGGUUAGGAGGUUUUUGUAACCCUAAAAGUAUUUUAAAAUAUAUUUUGCAUGAAUAUUCUAAAAAAAAUGACGUAAGUCAUGAAUUAAUUACCUUUGAAUUUAGUUCCAUAAAUAAAUCUGAUGAAAAUAAAUUAAAAGUUAAAAAUAUGGAUGAAGGCAUAUAUAUAAAAAAUAUAAUUUUACAAGGUGCUAAAUGGGAUUUAAUUAAUCAAUCUUUAAUAGAAACAGAUAACAAUAAUUUAUAUUUUAUUAUACCAUUAGUUUAUCUGAAAGUUGUUUUAAUAAAAAAUAGUAAAAAUGAAAAUGAUAUUUAUUAUUGCCCUCUAUAUAUAUGUGAAGAAAAGAACGUUAUGGACAUUAGAGAUAAUUAUUUAUUUCUGGUUGGAUUAAAUGCCGGUUCAAUAAAUCCAUCCGAAUGGGGGAAAAUGGGUGUUAGAUUAUUUUUAACUAAUGAGUGUUAA
This is a messenger RNA of Plasmodium adleri (nom. inval.), 19473 nucleotides long. Its product is annotated as dynein beta chain, putative. The record is from RefSeq and is a predicted model, not a curated record. NCBI's taxonomy places the organism in Eukaryota, Apicomplexa, Aconoidasida, Haemosporida, Plasmodiidae. Gene Ontology annotation, cellular component: outer dynein arm. The transcript has 6 exons. Bases 1 to 19473 code for a protein of 6490 amino acids. Gene Ontology annotation, molecular function: minus-end-directed microtubule motor activity; dynein intermediate chain binding; ATP binding. Gene Ontology annotation, biological process: outer dynein arm assembly; microtubule-based movement.